This is a messenger RNA of Bolinopsis microptera, 549 nucleotides long. RefSeq lists its product as uncharacterized. The record is from RefSeq and is a predicted model, not a curated record. Bases 1 to 549 code for a protein of 182 amino acids. The transcript has a single exon. NCBI's taxonomy places the organism in Eukaryota, Metazoa, Ctenophora, Tentaculata, Lobata, Bolinopsidae.
AUGCCGGCUCCUUCACCCGGCACAAAAAAUAACAUAAAACACCAAAAAAAGGAUGGGGAUGCAUUGGUUUCUUGUUGUGAGGUAGCUCUAGUAGGGACAUUCAAUGUCCGAACUGCUAGAGAAGGUUACAAGCGCCUUGAACUCGUGACUCAGUUUCUGGAGAGUGGCAUGGAGAUCCUCGGGAUCCAAGAACAUAGGAUUGUCCACCAGGAGCCGAUCAAGAUCGAACAGUUCAAGGAGGGGGUUAGCUUGGUAACUGUUUCAGCAUGGAGGAAUGGAGCAGGAGCAGCCACUGGUGGAGUGGGCUUUCUGCUGACUAGAAGAGCAUACAGCGCAAUCAGCCUCAUUAAACCCUAUGGCUCAAGGGUGCUGACUAUCUCUUUCAACGGAAAUCCCAGACUCACAACUAUAACUGCUUAUAGUCCUACCGAGGCAGCACUAGUUGAAGAAGCGGAGGAUUUCCAUAACACCCUUAGACAGGCUAUGAACGAUGUGCCAGCGCACCACCUGCUGCAGAUCACAGAGGGAGAUAUGAACGCCCGGCUUUGA